Messenger RNA from Coccinella septempunctata (seven-spotted ladybird), 2283 nucleotides. RefSeq names its product ATP-dependent DNA helicase PIF1-like. NCBI's taxonomy places the organism in Eukaryota, Metazoa, Arthropoda, Insecta, Coleoptera, Coccinellidae. The record is from RefSeq and is a predicted model, not a curated record. Gene Ontology annotation, biological process: telomere maintenance; DNA repair. Bases 52 to 1077 code for a protein of 341 amino acids. The transcript is spliced from 2 exons. Gene Ontology annotation, molecular function: DNA helicase activity.
GCCAGUUACCAUGUCCUUAAUAUUGUGGACGAUCUACUUCGAGAUGUAUGUAUGGACCCCCGGCCUUUCGGAGGUAAAUGCAUACUACUUGGAGGAGAUGUUAAACAGCUACUUCCAGUAGCUUCUGGUCGUGUAGAACAAAUCGAGCUCUUUUUCACAAAUUAUAGGUUCUGGAGAGUUUUUCAAGUGGUCCAUCUGAUGACCAAUAUGCGUGUAAAUGCAGGUGGGGAGGAUUUCACCCGGUGGCUAGAAGAUCUGGGCAGGGGUACCACCAACACCCAAAUCGUCAAAGACAAGGACACAAAAGAUGGUGAUUUUGUUAAUCUGCCAGAUCGUUGUCUGACGGUUGAUGUUGUUAGAGAGAUUUACGGACAGCUUCACGCUCUUACACCACAGCAACUCGCACAGCGAGCUAUUCUCUGUCCCAAGAAUGAACAUUGUAAUUUACUCAAUGACAAAAUUCUCGAAUCGUUUACCGGAAAGACCUUCGUUAUUCACAGUAACGAUAGCGUGGCUUCGGGUGACGAAGACGAGGUGGCAAACUUUCCGGAAGAAUAUUUGAACAGCAUAACACCAAGCGGAAUGCCUCAUCACAAACUCAAACUCAAAGUAGGUGUACCGGUUAUACUUCUUCGAAAUUUAUGUCUUGAAGAUGGAUUGAUUAACGGUACACGACUACUGGUGUUAGCUGUGACAGAUAUGUUGAUAACAGCCGAGAUCGUCACCGGCCGUUUUUGCGGGAGAAGAGUUCUCAUUCCUAGAAUGGAUCUAACUUCUUCCGACCAAAACUUGCCGUUUGUACUGAAAAGACGACAAUUUCCGUUGAAACUUUGCUUUGCCCUCACCAUUAAUAAAGCACAGGGGCAAACAUUUGAACGCGUUGGCAUAUACCUAGCGAGUCCUGUCUUUUCUCAUGGACAACUCUAUGUGGCUUUCUCAAGAGCUCGCUCUUGGGAUUCCGUGAAGGUAGAAGUGGUAAAGACAAAACAUCAAGGGUAUUUGCUCAAAUCAUCUAAAAAAGUUUUUACUAAAAAUAUAGUGUUCGGUAACAUUUUGAAUUCUAUCCAAAAUGAGUAAUCCUAUUUUUGAUCAAUUUUUCAAAUCAAUCCAUCGAUUUUCGGAAACAGCAAAAUUGCACAAUCAUCAUUUUCAAAAUUGCUUUUUUUUCCAAAUUGUUCGUUAAUUACCUCAUUGAGUAAAUUGAAAUCAAAUUCUCAGGAUGAAAAUUAAUCGCUGUCCGACCUCAUGCGCGCGCUUUAUUAUCCCUAUCAAAUGAAUUUCUUCGUCAAAGUUUUCUGUGAUUUCUGGCCCUUUUCAAAAUCAAUUCAUCGUUCGUCUCGAAGUUCAUACCGACAAUAUUCUUCAUUAUACAAAAUUUUCACGUUUCGCAACCAUUAACAAUUAAAUCAUUCUUUUCCAAAUUCAGCAUAACCCAUUCGCAUUCUUUGUUUAAUAUUUUUUUUGUAACGUAUUCUCAACCCAAUUUUUUUCAAAAUUCCCAUUUUCCCUCAUUCUCAAGCAAUUCACACUUAUUAACGCAUCAUCUUUCGAUAUUCCACGUUUUUCGAAAUUUAUUCCAAAUUUCUAUUUCCAAAUUGUUUUCCAAAUUCUCAUGCAUUAUUUCAUGGAUAAAUUAUGGAUUAUAUGGUAACUUAACUGUUUCUAUUCACACUUCAAAUCACACAAACAAAUCUCGGAAAAACCCAAAAUUUUUAUAUUUCAUAUCAAUAACCCCCUACCCCUAUCUUUUUUCGUUAUUAUAUAUUUUUUUAAUUGUUUCCAUUCGUCAAAAUUGUUGAAUCAUAAAAAAAAUUUCUUCGUCUUUUUUUUUGAGUUUCUGGAAUUCACUCUGAAUUAUCAUGUCGGGAAAUAUUAACGGAGGUGCAUUUAACUUUACGGAAGACCAUACCAUAUUUUCUAGGGCCAUAUAAACAUCAUCAUCAAGGAAUAAAGGAGAAAGCUGACGAAAACCAACCAACCUUAUCCCAUCUGUUGCAUAGCUGUUAUUCUUAUGUAUAUAUUGUGUAUAUAUUGUUAGUAAUGCAUAUAGAAUUGUUUUUAAUUUUCGUAAUGUAUAUAGAAAUGUUUUUAAUGUUUGUAAACACGGGGAGACAGGGUUUUUUCUGCUGAGGUUUUUCCCUGAGCUUUUAUAUCAUACGCAAAACAGUAUGGUACCCCGUUGCACUAACCCAGCAAAAUUGAUUAAGUAUUUUUUUAAUAUUCGAUAUAAUAAUAUUCACUUUCGAAAACCAAUUAAAUUUGAAUAUAUCUUUCAUCUUUCCA